Lacerta agilis (Sand lizard) is the source of this 1050-nucleotide messenger RNA. It is a transcript of the gene TATDN1, whose product is annotated as TatD DNase domain containing 1. The coding region runs from base 85 to 978 and encodes 297 amino acids. The record is from RefSeq and is a predicted model, not a curated record. Gene Ontology annotation, cellular component: cytosol. NCBI's taxonomy places the organism in Eukaryota, Metazoa, Chordata, Lepidosauria, Squamata, Lacertidae. The transcript has 12 exons. Gene Ontology annotation, molecular function: 3'-5'-DNA exonuclease activity.
AAGUGACGGCAGUGCGUCUCUGCAUUCUAUGGGAGGAGAGAGAAAGAGAGAGAGAGAGGCGCGCGGGCCUCAGUCGCCGUCGUCAUGAGCCGCUUCAAGUUCAUUGAUAUCGGUGUUAACUUAACUGAUCCUAUGUUCAAAGGCAUAUACAGAGGUACACAAAAGCAUCAAGAUGACUUCUUGGAUGUGGUGGCUAGAGCAGUCAAAACUGGUGUUAAAAAGUUCAUGAUUACAGGUGGAAGUUUGCAAGAUAGCAAAGAUGCACUUCAGCUGGCACAGACAAAUGACAUGUUUUAUAGUACUGUUGGCUGCCACCCCACCCGAUGUGGAGAGUUUGAACAGAGCAACCCUGAGCAGUACUUAGCAGAGCUACAAGGUCUAGCUGAGAAAAAUAAAGGGAAGGUCAUAGCAAUUGGAGAGUGCGGCUUGGAUUUUGACAGAUUAGAAUUCUGCACUAAGGACACUCAACUCAAGUAUUUUGAAAAACAAUUCGAUUUAUCUGAGCAAACAAAAUUACCGAUGUUUCUGCACUGUAGGAAUUCACAUCCAGAAUUUGUAGAUAUAAUGAGGCGAAACAGAGAGAGAUGUGUGGGAGGAGUGGUACACUCUUUUGAUGGCACCAAAGAGGAGGCAGCAGCUAUAAUAGAGUUAGAUCUCUACAUAGGAAUAAAUGGUUGUUCCUUGAAAACAGAAGCUAAUUUAGAAGCAGUGAGGUCAAUUCCCAGUGAAAGAUUAAUGUUAGAAACAGAUGCUCCCUGGUGUGGAGUGAAAAAUACCCACGCUGGUUCAAAAUAUGUAAAAACCACAUUCCCUACCAAAAAAAAGUGGGAAGAAGGACACUGCCUGAAGGACAGAAAUGAACCUUGUCAUAUAAUCCAAAUACUGGAAAUACUAGCAGCAGUACGUGAAGAAGAUCCACUAGAACUGGCCAACACUACAUAUAACAACAGCAUUAAAAUCUUCUUUCCAGAUAUGUAAAGCAUUUUAUGUAUUAUGAUAAAAACUGGUAAUCCUGUCCAUGUAAUAAAGAUUUGACUCUUCUCUGCAUCA